Molecule: messenger RNA, 2126 nt
Organism: Esox lucius (northern pike)
Lineage: Eukaryota; Metazoa; Chordata; Actinopteri; Esociformes; Esocidae
Gene: mrasa
Product: ras-related protein M-Ras
Exons: 6
Coding region: 237-953 (238 amino acids)
Biological process (GO): signal transduction
Cellular component (GO): plasma membrane
Molecular function (GO): GDP binding; GTP binding; GTPase activity
Source: RefSeq, a predicted model, not a curated record
AUGUAUGAACCUGUGGACUAAUUUUAAUACCCGUCAUCACAUGAUGAAGAAUGAUACUCGGAUGAUAAUACUUUUUUAACGAACUGAGGUCCAACCCUAUAAAGACGUUCUAUUUUUAGUAUGGGCUGUUGCAAUAUAAAGAUUUGCUACAUAGCGGAUUGCAUCGCGGAUAUGAGGCGCAUUCCCGUCACAAAAAUAGAAGGAUGGUGAUUGUUUGAGGAAACAGACAAAGAGGGAUGGUAUAUAUUUCAGAGGUUGGUAUUGCAUACUUUCACGACAAAGGAUCUUAUAUUGGUGUAGCCAGCUGCCUGUCGCUUGUCGCCAUGGCAACCAGCAGUGCGGUCCCUAGCGACAACCUCCCCACGUACAAGCUGGUGGUGGUGGGGGACGGAGGAGUGGGGAAAAGCGCUCUCACCAUUCAGUUCUUCCAGAAGAUCUUUGUCUCUGACUAUGACCCCACCAUUGAGGACUCCUACCUUAAACACACAGAGAUAGAUGGACAGUGGGCCAUCCUGGAUGUGCUGGACACAGCAGGUCAGGAGGAGUUCAGUGCUAUGAGAGAACAGUACAUGAGGACGGGGGACGGCUUUCUCAUCGUUUUUUCUGUGACUGACAAGGCCAGCUUUGAGCAUGUUGACCGCUUCCACCAGCUCAUUCUCAGGGUCAAAGACAGGGAGGCCUUCCCCAUGGUCCUGGUUGCCAAUAAAGUGGACUUAGUUCACCUCCGUAAAAUCCCCAGCGACCAGGGGCAGGAAAUGGCUGUCAAACACAAUAUUACAUACAUUGAGACAAGUGCCAAGGAUCCCCCUAUGAAUGUGGACAAGGCGUUCCAUGAACUAGUCAGAGUCAUAAGGCAGCAAAUCCCAGAGAGGAGCCUGAAGAAGAAGAAGAAGAUGAAGUGGCGAGGGGAGCGAUCUACGGGUUCUCACAAAAUGAACUGUGUCAUAUUGUGAUGGUGUCCGUCCUCGAGAAUUGUUGUUAGAGCUGCACACAGCCAAGGACCAAUACCUGGAGUGGGGGGGGGGGGGGGGGGGGGGGGGUGAGAAGGAACUGACUGUUGAAUUGUCACAGGAAACCCCUUUCGCUUGUGCGGGUCAACUCCAAGGCAUGCCCAAAGGCAUCGUUGCCCCACCCUCUGCCCCUGAUUGGUCAAAGAACGAAGCACUGCAGAAAGAGCUCCAUAUGGACUGACUUUACAUUGCAGACAUUGAUGUAAUGAGGUUCUUCGUCAACACCUGGAGUUGGGGAAGGAUGUCAAGCUAUUCCCCAGGGUGGGGAGAAGCCAUGGUUGAUGCCAUGGUAGAUGUUGUCGGGGAGUGUUUGUGUUGUGGGGAGUCAGUUGAGUUGAGACACAUUGUUUGAGUAUGUGCCGUUGUGGUUGUGAGUUCUUCAUGGUGUUGAGUGUUGAAUUCUGAAACAAGGAGAAGGAUUACGAAGUACAUUUGAUUUGCACUAGCCACUGGCGUAAGCAGCGUGUGGGUUUGGUUCCUAAGGGUCCUAAACAGAAGUAGGAGUGUUUGGCUGGAGAAGUGCUGGGUCAGUCGAUGGGGAAUUUGGCUUGUAGGCAGAAGGGACCCGUCACUCAACGCAACAAGACUAUAGAUUUCUCUGUCUAUUAGGGAGUAUUUAAUAACAUUGAAUGGCUUGUACUGUUAAAGCACAAAACAAAACAGAAAAUAACAUUUUGGCUUGUUCAUCUAGUUAGAUAAUGAAAGAAGGAAGUACUGUACCUUUGCACUUUUAUAAUCAGUCUCUUCAGGAUUUCACUGUUUUCUUUUUGGUGUGAAAUCUGUGGCCAAAAAAGGCUUGAUUUUGCUGCGGCUUCAUUGGCAUUUCGUGAUUUUUAGUUUUGAUACAUUCUGUUUUAUGAAAUUAACAUGAAUGUGUUCUGUUAUAGUAUGAUUGUUAUGCAGAAUGUGUCUUUUGGAAUGCCCUAGAUAAAAGAAAAUGUUUGAUCUAUUUCCCUGCAUGAACAUACUGUAUGAUAGUUACCGGUAACUAAGCUGAUGGUCUGUGUGGGUCCCUGGAGCUUGGCCUAAACUACAGGGGCAUGUAUUAGUACUAUACUGCCAUUCAUUGAUUAUUUACAGUCAGCAGUUCUGAUGAAAAAUAAUCAUCAUACUUUG